Eimeria tenella is the source of this 1518-nucleotide messenger RNA. RefSeq lists its product as uncharacterized. NCBI's taxonomy places the organism in Eukaryota, Apicomplexa, Conoidasida, Eucoccidiorida, Eimeriidae. The transcript is spliced from 2 exons. The coding region runs from base 1 to 1518 and encodes 505 amino acids. The record is from RefSeq and is a predicted model, not a curated record.
AUGCAGCCGUCUCCGUCUGCGGCGUCGCGGGUGCCCCCCGGGUUCGCCCGGCCGCUGACUGUGGGCGAAAUUCCCCUGAUGGCUGGCAGCAGCCACAACAAACAUCCUGAGGCUCCUCGGAAGUCGAAAGCAACAUAUACAAUGCUGCUGCCGAGCAGCAGCAGCAGCAGCGCAGCAGCAGGGCUGCGGGGUUACCACGGGCUGCGCUUCCUGCGCCUGAAGCGGCUCUACAGCCGCCAGCUGCUGCAGCGCUACUGCCUGCUGCUGUCCGUGGCAGCAGUGGGGCUGCUGCUGCUGCUAUGGCGGCAGGUGACCCUGCCUCUGCUGCAGCAGCUGCAGCAGCUGCGCCACCAGGGGCCCCUCUUCACCUCCCCCGAAGACAGGGCCCGCUGUGAGGCCCUUCAGGGGGCCCCCCGGGUGUACGUACAGGGGGCCCUGGUGAGUCUGGCGAGUGCGGGGCGGCGGGAGCUGCUGCAGGACCUGUGGGGCGCGCAGCGGCGGCGAGGCGCAGCAGCAGCAGCAGCAGCAGCAGCAGCGCCGCUGACGCUGCAGCAGCACGACGGGCUGAUGGCCUUCUUCGAAAGCCUCGCGAAGGCCCUGCAGCUGAAGCGGGUCCAGUGGGCCCUGGGGGGCCCCACACUUGUGGGAUCUCUCAGCCGCCACAGCUUGCUGCGGGAAGAAAAAGAAAUAAAUCUUUUAAUUUCCGAAAAAGAUAAAAAGAAAGUUCGAGAAGCCUGCAGCAUCUUCGACCCCAGCAGCGAGCUGCUGCGGCCCCAGGCCUACUUCCCCCAGGCCCUCCUCGCCUGGCUCGCAGCCACCAAGGCCAAACCCAAGUUUGAAGAGCAGGCGGUGAACUCCCCCUACGGGUUGAUAACUCUGGACACUUCUGCUGCUGCUGAUCAUUUGUCUUUUCCUGAACUUCGAGUUCGGAUUUAUUGGUUUAAAGAAGUUCGAGAAAAGCCCCCUGGAGCUGCUGCAGACUGGGAGCCUUAUGCGGAGAUAACAGCAGCGCCAGCAGCAGCAGCAGCAGCAGCAGCGGGAGCAGCAGCAGCAAGGCCCACUGUCCCGCUGCAGCAGCUGCUGCCAUUCGUUGACAGGCCUCUCGGUCUGCUUUCUGUGCCAGCCCCCAAAAACCCUUUGUUUUACCUCAACAGGUUUUACAACAGUUCAGAUCCUUUUUGUGCUGCGCUGCAGCAGCAGCAGGAAGAAGCUGCUGCUGCUGCUGGUGCUGCAGCUGCAGCACCAGGGGCCGCCGGCGGCGCCGCCGACAGCGCCGCCAGCAACAGCUGGGGCUUCCUUUCCUACCUGCGGCUGCCCUUCAACCAGUGCAGCAGCAGCAGCAGCAGCAGCAGCAGCGGGACCUCAAAACCUACUGUUAGGCUUUCUCCAAUUUCUGAAAACUGCCUCAAAGAGUCUUUCUAUUUCGGCGGGGAGCUGCAGCUCGAAGUCUACACGAGGUGUACGUACACCCCAGCCCCGGGAUUCGCCACCUGGGUUCCCACCAUCUGGAGACGCUGA